Molecule: messenger RNA, 579 nt
Organism: Caenorhabditis angaria
Lineage: Eukaryota; Metazoa; Nematoda; Chromadorea; Rhabditida; Rhabditidae
Source: the annotation of a GenBank genome assembly
AUGUCGAAGAUUGACAGAGAUGUCAGAAGAUCGGCCAUUUGCCAGAAGUUGGGUUGGAGAUUCCAAUUAUCAGAGCAUCAGAAUUGGAUAGAGAGGAGUUAUUGGAGUAGGCUACCAAGCGAAGAGAGAGGUCAAAUUCAGAAAGAGAUGUUGGAUGCGGUGAAAUCGGCGGGAAAAGAGAUUGAAGAAGUUCCGGAAACAGUGGAGGAGAAGUGGAAAGAGAUCGAAAAACAGAUGGAAAACGUUGAUCGAGAACCCUCGCUGGAUAAGUGGCGAUGGACACCAAUUUGGCGAGGAAAUCGAUUUGGAUACGAAAGGAUCCAAUAUUUCGCGAGUUUUGGAUGCGAGUUGUGCAAAGGAAAGAGCCAUCGCCCAGCUGGGUGCCCAGUUUUCCCUAAGCGGUAUGAAAAGUAUGCAAGAAUCUUGGAGUUGAAACUUUGCCUGACUUGCAUCAAACCCAAGAGCAGCCAACAUCGAUGUCCAAGACGAAUCUGUCACCAGUGCGGACAAGGACAUCUCGCUUUACUCUUUCACGACGACAAAAGAGAGAACAAAUCAGUUGAGAUUCCAGUCAGUUGA